Aspergillus udagawae is the source of this 540-nucleotide messenger RNA. RefSeq lists its product as uncharacterized. Bases 1 to 540 code for a protein of 179 amino acids. The transcript has 3 exons. The record is from RefSeq and is a predicted model, not a curated record. NCBI's taxonomy places the organism in Eukaryota, Fungi, Ascomycota, Eurotiomycetes, Eurotiales, Aspergillaceae.
AUGCUGCUUGCUCUAGAUGGGAUACUACAUGAAGCAAGGGUGUACCGCAAUCGGAACUUGAACAAACGUUUAGAAUACGCAUUCAUGGCCUUCGUCCAUGUGAUCGUUGCGACCGGAGUUGCCAUGGUUGGCACAGGAGCCGGCGGCCUGGCGGAAAAAAACGCAAAAGCGAGCAAUCAGACGAAUCUUGACGUUGGAAUGGCGUUGCUCGAGGCAUGUUGGGCAAUAUUGACCAUCUGGGCAUUGUGGACAUUGAAGGACUGCAGCGAGAAGACCAUUCCAGGGGUGAUGGAAGGCAAACUGCUCCUCCACGGCGUGCUCCUAGCGAUGGUGUUUGUCGGUAUCCGGGUUUUGUACGGACUGAUCGCGGAGUCAACCCAGAAACGAAACCUGAAUCCGGUGACUGGCUCCUUAGCCAUUCGUACUGUCCUUGAGCUUCUACCUGAGCUCAUUACAACUUUGAUCUUGGUGUUUGUUGGCUUUCGUACACGAUAUAUCGGUGGCUAUAAUCGCCGAAUGGUGGAGACAGGCGAGACAUAA